Messenger RNA from Morchella importuna, 588 nucleotides. RefSeq lists its product as uncharacterized. The transcript has 2 exons. Bases 1 to 588 code for a protein of 195 amino acids. NCBI's taxonomy places the organism in Eukaryota, Fungi, Ascomycota, Pezizomycetes, Pezizales, Morchellaceae. The record is from RefSeq and is a predicted model, not a curated record.
AUGACUGACGUCCUCUCGAUUGCAGCCUCAGCGCUGAUAAUAAUCUACGCCUUCUCCAAACUUCUCUCCCUCUUCUUCACCUACUUUACCAGUGUCCUCCGUGCGCCUCUCUCUCGCUCACACUUAUUACUAGAGCUUCACCUGCUCCAACAAUUCGCCCUCGCACUCCAGGAAUACACAGACUCCAUCCAGGAGUCCCCCGCACUCCAAAAGCUCAAUUCUACCAUCGAUGAACCCCUCCGUGAGUAUGCUAAGAGCCUCGAAGAUCUCCGGGGCGGUAUCGAACCACCCUACGGGGGUAUACGCGGUAUACUCCAGAGUCUAGUGUGGCCAUUGAAAGAGCGGGGUGUAAUGGCGGAACUGAGCAGAUUUGGAAGAGUCAGGGAGAUCUUUGAACUGGCAUUGGGGAUGGACCAUGAGACCAUCUUGAGGAAUAUGGAGUCACAUGUCCGGCAGACAUGGAUCGCGACACAGGCUAUCGAGACAUGCGCGAAGAAUACAAACGUUACCGUCUAUGAGACGAAGAAGUUACUUUCAUCGCCCCGGCCGGCGUCGGAGUAUUUUGUCAGGGUGCCCUCGACGGCCUAG